Molecule: messenger RNA, 4118 nt
Organism: Stomoxys calcitrans (stable fly)
Lineage: Eukaryota; Metazoa; Arthropoda; Insecta; Diptera; Muscidae
Gene: Tsp
Product: cartilage oligomeric matrix protein
Exons: 16
Coding region: 597-3755 (1052 amino acids)
Biological process (GO): cell adhesion
Cellular component (GO): extracellular region
Molecular function (GO): calcium ion binding
Source: RefSeq, a predicted model, not a curated record
GAAAAAUUUUUUUUUGAAAUCAAAUAAGACAAAGACCAUUUUUUCAAAAUGUUCUCUCCUCUCUGCAAGGCAGCCAGAAUUGCGAAAUGUUGAAUUAUGUGUCAGCCAGCAUUAAAUUAAUUUUGUCCCGGUGGAAUAUUGCGUGUGUAAAAGGAAUUUAAUGAACGAAAAAAAAAAUCCAAUGAGACAGUGUAGCAACAGCAAAAGUAAAUAAAAACAACAACAACAAAUUCAUAUUGCAGAACAGUUUCAUUAUAUUGAAGGACGUUCACAAAACGCCAACAGUCCAUGUCUUAAGCAAUCUACAAACUUCUCACUGAAGAGUUUUCGACCAGAUUAUAUAUGGCGGCAUUGUUGAAUGAACCGUAGCAGCGCAACAAAAACCAAACAAAAUCGAAAAAGGAGAUACGAUUUAUUUGCUAUUGACAGACGACGUUUAACGCUGUACUGUUGGUACUGUUUUCAAACCGCACCAAUUGAAGUGUCUUGAAACAACAUCAACAUCAAUUCCAAUAAACCCAACUACCAACGAACGAAACCGCGACCUCAGCAGGCAGGCAACCCGUCAGCUAGCCCUGCAAUAACCCACAAUCAUUAUGAAUUGGUUAAGUUUAACCGCAUUAACGGCGCUGUUGUGCCUUGCCCAAGUGGCGUCACUGUCUUUGGAUCCAGUGGCCUCCUCUGAACUGGAGCAACAUAUCAAAAAGGGCGAUUGUGUGAUAUCCAUGCGUCACAUAAGGCCUCGACGUAAACUACACAUAUCCAUAGAAGCCCUUUUCAUGAUCGAUUUUCCCACGCUGAAGCAUAAAAUGUCCUUUUUCCUGGAUCGCAAGCAGCAACGUGUUACAUUGGACAUAAGCGCUGGUGGUGAAAUCGAAUCUUUACACUUCGACAUACCACAGAUCAAUGAGACGAGUACCAUACGAUCAUUGGCCUUGCAUUUCCAUAAGAAUCGCAUAUCACUAUUAGUGGACUGCAAAGAAACCUCCUCGCAUGAAAUCGAAAUGAAUCUAACGAAGCUAUAUACGCAAAUGGAUGAUCCUGUGGUGAAAUUGUUCCGCGAGCGUAAAUAUCCUUUACAUUUUGAUGGCAAUGUAGAUGGUGCCUUGCAGAGAGCCAAUUGCCAAAAGGGCCUAAGUAGACGAGGCAAUAGGCGUAUGCUGAAAAAUAAAAUUUCCGAAAGAGAGAAAAACAAGAAACGCGAUGUGCGCAAUUGGUACAACCAAGAACCUGGCACCAGUUCUGAACAUUAUCGCCAGCAGGAGAUUCCUUUGGACCUUGAUCGUCGUGGUGACAUUCCCAUAUUGAGUGGCGAUUGUGAAGACGCCCUCGCAAAAUCACUGAGCGAUUUAAUGGCUUUGGUAAAAUUGCUACGCGAAGAUGUCGCCCACCAGCGCCAAGAAAUUGCCUAUCUGCGCAUGCUCCUUGAGAAUUGUGCCGGUUGCAAGGAGCCAAAAGGUGACAACAACAUUGAGCCCACAUGCCGCACCUCAAGUCCUUGCUAUCCAGGCGUUGAAUGCUACGAUUUUGUGUCAGGACCUAGGUGUGGUCGCUGUCCAUCGGGUAUGGUAGGUGAUGGCAAAAUAUGCAAGCCAGGAGUCACCUGUGCCGAUCGUCCCUGUUACAUAGGCGUUCAGUGUCACGAUACCGUGAAUGGUGCUCAAUGUGAUCCUUGUCCCCUUGGCUUUGAUGGAGAUGGACGCUCGUGUACUAAACAGCGUAGUCCCUGUUUAGAUUCACCUUGCCCUGCUGGUUCCAAGUGCACAGAGUCUCUAAUUUCUCCCUAUUAUCGUUGCAUCUCAUGUGCCCGUGGUGAGCAAUUGAAUGGCACCAAAUGUGUUGAUGUCGACGAAUGUGAAAUGUAUCGACCUUGCGAUAUGCUCUCAACUUGUGUCAACCAAAGUCCCGGGUUCCGAUGUGAGCCAUGUCCUUUGGGCUAUGAGGGAAUGCAUGCCUAUGGUUAUUACGGUGAAUAUUGGAGUACUUCAUAUCAGCGUCAGACCUGUGUGGAUGUUGAUGAAUGCCAAACUGGCAUUGGCCGUUGUAUGGCCAAUUCGGUGUGUGUGAAUACCAUUGGUUCCUACCAAUGUCAUUGUCGCGAGGGUUAUAAAAUGAAUGGAACCAGUUGCAAUCCAGUGGCUGGCCUUUGCCCUGAUGGCACCAUUUGUGACAGCAAUGCCAUGUGUAUACUCUCGGAUAAUUUCAAAUAUCGUUGCAAGUGUCAUGUAGGCUGGGCUGGCAAUGGUUUCAUAUGUGGCCGCGAUCAAGACUUGGACAGUUGGCCCGAUCAUCAGUUGCCCUGUGCCGAUCCCCAUUGCAGUCAAGAUAAUUGUCCCCAUUUACCCAAUUCAGGACAAGAGGACAGUGAUCAUGAUGGCAUUGGAGAUGGUUGUGAUGAUGAUGCCGAUGGUGAUCUUAUAACCAAUGACAAGGAUAACUGCCCGUUUGUUUAUAACUCGGAUCAAUUGGAUUCGGAUCAUGAUGGUGUGGGUGAUGCCUGUGAUAAUUGUCCUUUUGUGCCCAAUCGCAAGCAAUUGGAUACGGAUAAUGAUGGCUUGGGAAAUGAUUGUGAUGAUGAUAUUGAUAAUGACACCGUGGUCAAUGCCUAUGAUAAUUGUAUGUUGGUGCCGAAUCUCAAUCAGCUGGAUUUUGAUGGCGAUGGCAUUGGAGAUGUAUGCGAUAAUUGUCCUUCAAUAUCGAAUCCUUCACAAGAGGAUCGUGAUAAUGAUCUAUUGGGAGAUGCUUGUGAUAGUGAGAUUGAUGGUGAUAAUGAUGGUAUACAGGAUUCGGAGGAUAAUUGUCCCAUGGUUAGCAACGCUGAUCAAUUGGAUACCGAUGGUGAUGGCAAAGGAGACGCUUGCGAUGAUGAUAUGGAUGGUGAUGGUAUACCCAAUUACAGAGAUAAUUGUCCUUUGGCCAAAAAUCCCAAUCAAUUGGAUAUGAAUAAUAAUGGCAAAGGCGAUUUGUGUGAAUAUGACGAGGAUGACGAUGGCACUCCCAAUAUCAUAGACAAUUGUCCCAAUAAUUCCAUGAUAUAUUCAACCGAUUUCCGCGCCAUACGCUCCGUCAUUCUAGAUCCUGAGGGUGAGGCCCAGCUCGAUCCCAAUUGGGAAGUUCAUGCCAAUGGCUCGGAGAUUAUACAAACCUUGAAUAGUGACCCUGGUCUGGUUGUGGGCCAUGAUGCCUUUGGCGGUGUGGACUUUGAGGGCACUUUCUAUGUCAACGAUGACACCGACGAUGAUUAUGUCGGCUUUAUUUUCAGCUAUCAAAGCAAUCGCAAAUUCUACAUUGUCAUGUGGAAGAAAAAUACCCAAACCUAUUGGCAUUCCACUCCAUUCCGUGCUUCCGGUGAGCCGGGCAUACAAAUUAAAUUGGUAGAUAGUGUAACUGGUCCGGGUUCCAUGUUGCGCAAUAGUCUGUGGCAUAGUGGUGACACCAAGGAUCAGGUGCGCCUGCUGUGGAAGGAUCCCAAGAAUAUGGGUUGGAAGGAGAAGACUUCCUACCGUUGGUCUCUGAUACAUCGUCCUGCCAUUGGUCUCAUACGUCUGCGAAUGUUUGAGGGCGAUAAGUUGGUGUUGGAUUCGCAAAAUGUCUAUGACUCCACCUUGAAGGGCGGACGUUUGGGAGCCUUCUGUUUCUCGCAGCAAAUGAUCAUUUGGUCAGAUCUUAUAUACAAGUGCAACAAUCGCCUGCCUGCUUUGGUCUACAACGACUUGCCUUCACAUUUGAAGCAAAAGGCAGAAAUCGAUAGAUAAAUGCAACCGUCCUUUCAUAUAAUAAUUGCCUUACUUGCCUUUUAUUUAAAUUAUUUUCUUAAAUUCGACAUUUAACCCUUUCUUAAUAAACGAAUUCGACUGAUAUGCUCCCUUUUAGAAGCAGGCAAUUAUUAUAAUUUUUUUUUUUUAUUUUUAGUUUAAAUAAUUUUUUGAGAUUAUUUUGUAUUGUGUGGUGCUUCAAGUCCUUUUCACUGUUAUUUAAAUAAAAUUCUAGUUAUUUAAGAUUAAUUAUUAAUUAGUAAUGCCAUAAUAGUCUGUUAUAAGGUACACAAAACAAAAAAAAAACGAAUAUAACGAAACGAGAUUUUUGUAAUAAAACGAUAAAAUGCGAUUAAAACUUUA